Messenger RNA from Sarcophilus harrisii (Tasmanian devil), 930 nucleotides. Its product is annotated as olfactory receptor 1361-like. The record is from RefSeq and is a predicted model, not a curated record. Gene Ontology annotation, cellular component: membrane. Lineage: Eukaryota; Metazoa; Chordata; Mammalia; Dasyuromorphia; Dasyuridae. Gene Ontology annotation, molecular function: G protein-coupled receptor activity; olfactory receptor activity. Gene Ontology annotation, biological process: G protein-coupled receptor signaling pathway.
AUGGAAGGAGGAAAUCGAACAAGCAUCUCUGAGUUCAUCCUCCUGGGCCUUUCAAACCAACCUGAACAAGAGAGAUUUCUGUUUUUCCUAUUCCUGAGUAUGUAUCUGAUCAUAGUGAUAUGUAACCUGCUCAUCAUUCUAGCCAUUAGAACUGACUUUCUAAGUCAUGUCUUCUUCCUCAGCAAUUUGUCCCUCAUUGACAUCUGCUUCACCUCCAGCACUGUCCCCAAGAUGUUGGUUAACUACAUAUCUGGAAAUAAAGCAAUUUCUUAUGUUGGGUGUCUGACACAAGUGUUCUUCUUCAUCUGGUUUGGAAGAAUAGAUAGUGUCAUCCUUGCUUCCAUGGCCUAUGACCAUUAUGUGGCCAUCUGUGCCCCAUUACAUUAUACCAUGACUAUGACCCAAAAAGUCUGUACCCAUCUAGUAGCAGUAUGCUGUUUUGGGGCUUAUAUUGAUGCCCUGAGUCACACUAUUUCUGUGAUGCCACUUUCCUUCUAUGGCCAUAAUAAAAUGCCUAAUUUCUUCUGUGAUCUCAGUGUAGUCUUAAAGUUGCCCUGCUCAGAUACCUUGCUGAAUGAUCUGAUGAUCUACAUAGUAGGAGGACUGACAGCCAUUAUUCCCUUUACCAGCAUCCUCAUCUCCUACAUGUGCAUUUUCAUUGCAGUCCUGAAGAUCCCAUCAGCCCACGGGAAAAAGAAAGCUUUCAACACUUGUGGCUCCAACCUUGUGGUCUGUCUCUUCUAUGGAACAAUCAUUGGAGUGUAUUUCAACUCCACAUCCUCCCAUACAGCCCAAAAGAACACAGCAUCAGCUGUGAUGUAUACUACAGUCACCCCCAUGCUGAACCCUUUCAUCUACAGCCUAAGGACCAAUGAUAUGAAAAGAGCCUUAAGGAUGCUCUUCAGCAGAGAACUAGGUAUCUCCCUAUGA